UCAUUUUUGGUCAAAAGUAAUGGAAAAACAUUAAAAAUCGAACGAAAAUGGAUGACACACAGCUUGAUUAUUCGAUGCAAAUGCUUCUCGAGGACCCAGAUGCCUUUGAGAAUAAAAGUCGACUGAGAAUUGAUACUCCGUAUUACGGAUUUGACAAUUCCAGCGGGAAGACAUGGAUUUAUCCCACAAAUUACCCGAUUCGCAGUUAUCAGAGGUCCAUAAGUCAAAAAGCUUUGUUUAACAACACUUUGGUCGUUCUUCCAACGGGUCUUGGCAAAACUUUCAUCGCAGCUGUUGUCAUGUACAACUUUUAUCGAUGGUAUCCGAGGGGAAAAGUGAUUUUCAUGGCGCCGGCUCGUCCUCUUGUUUCGCAGCAAAUUGAUGCUUGUUACAACAUCAUGGGCAUCCCAAAGUCCGACACAGUCGAAAUCACGGGUCGAAAAGCGCAAAAAGACCGCCAAGAGCUGUGGAAAAGCAAAAAAGUCUUUUACGCAACGCCUCAAGCUGUGAUUUCUGACAUGCUUUCGCCCGAACACGACUUUCCCGUGAACGACAUUCGUCUCGUGGUCAUUGACGAAGCUCACAAAGCGAAAGGAAAGUACGCUUACUGCGAAGUAAUCAAAUAUAUCUCGGAAAAAAAUCGAAAUUUUCGAGUUUUAGCGUUGAGUGCGACGCCGGGCAAGGAUUUAGCUGACGUUCGAGAAAUUUCACAGAAUUUAUUGAUCUCUCACAUCGAAGUACGGUACGAAAAUAGCAUCGAUGUCGCCGAAUACACGUUUCAAAAGAUGAUCAAAACGGAAGUUGUCCCGUUCGACAGUCGAAUUAAGCGAAUUAAGGCGAGUUUGGUGAAAAUUCUCGAGCCGUACGUCGAAAAAUUGAAAGAAAUGAACCUUUUGACGGGAAAUGCGGGUUCUCACAGCAAAGGUUGGAUCAUAAUGCAACAAAAAGAAUUCCAUCGCUUAGCAAUUGUCGAAAAACCGCCGAAUUACACCGAAAUUUCGUCAACUUUUAGUACUUGUAUGUCACUUUAUCACUCCUUGGAGGUCUUGGAACGUCACGGAUGUCGAAUGUUUUUGAAUUCUUUCCUCGACGAACAAAAUCGCAGCGGAUUUAAGUACUUUGUGAACCAAAAUGACGCUCUCCGACUCUUGCUGGAUGAUCUAAAGCAGGAAAUGGGCAUUGAAAAUAUCGUUCUCGAUCGAACCCUGAACUCGAGUGUCACGGAAAAUCCAAUGUUUGACUUUGGGCAUCCGAAAUUCGAGGUUCUGGAGCAUAAAUUAGUCGAACAUUUCAAGGAAACGCCCGAUUCGAAGGUCAUUGUCUUCUGUGAACUGCGAGAAACGGUUUUGCUGAUCGAUAUUUUGCUCUCAAAACACAAACCUCUGAUAAAACCUCGAAAAAUGGUUGGGCAAGGAAGCAGUUCGGGCAUCAAAGCUGUUACGCAGAAGGAACAACUUGCCGUUAUGAAGGAAUUUCGCGAGGGAAAAAGUAAUUGCUUGAUAGCGACGUGCGUUGUCGAAGAAGGAAUCGAUGUUGGAGACGUUAUGAUGAUCGUUUGCUUCGACAGUAGUUCGAAUCCGACGCGUUUUGUGCAGAGAAUUGGAAGAACGGGCCGAAAACAGAGAGGAAAAGUGUUGAUGCUCGUUGCGGAAGGACGAGAACAUGAAAUUCUGAAGAAAGUUGUGUCGCAAAAGGAUAAAACGAUCGCGAAAUUGGCAAAUAAGAAGGAAACUGAGUGGUUUUUGUACAAAGAAUCGCCUCGAAUGGUGCCGAAAGAGUUCAAUCCGGAAUGUAUCGAAGUGUGCUUUGACAUCAAGGAAGCUGAAGAAACCGAGCCCCAACAAAAAAUGAAGAAAAAGGUGGAAAAAGCAACUAAAGGAGGCAAAAAAGGAAAAGUUGUCAAAGAAAAAAAGACAAAAAAUCCCAAAACUGACAUAAAAAACUACUUCAAACCAAGAGACUUGGCAAGUUCUGAAGAUGAAAAUCCCCCCGAGGCUCCAAUUUCCAACGAAACAUCGAUUUUAUCAACAACUGAAACAAAAAUCAAGCCAAAUCGAACACUCCCGAAGCCAAAAAUGCCCAUUUCCAACAAUUCAACUUUAAUAAAUUUCACUCAAGAUGACGAAAAACUCGCUGUAAUCGAAGAAUUGAACGAAAGUGACAGCGAAUGGGAAAAAUUACAACAAAUCCAAAAAUCUAUGAGAAAAAAUUCAGUUAUGGAAUACGAAAAUGACAAAGCAAUCCAUGCCGCAAAUGACAUCGCAGUUGAAUUCAAACAAUAUCUCGUCGAUUCAAAGGAAAAUCGAGCUCCGAACUAUUUUGUGAAGCAAACUGAAGAAUAUUUAAACAGAAUUUUGAAGGAAAAUCUAACGAAUUCAGAUAAAAAACGAACUCAAAUGCUCCUUGAUGUCGUGAAAAAAGUCGAAGAACAACUAAGAGACGAGAAAAUUGUUGAAAUUCAGUCCUUGAGUGAACAAAAAAUUGUUGAAACGGAAGAUUUUGUACCGAAAAUCGAAUCUCAGCCAGUUUUGGAGUCGCAAAAUAUUUUUCACGUGAAUUCUCAGCCAUCGAAAUACCUCGACAAUAUUGAUGAAUCGUUGUUGACGAAGACUUUUGAUCGUAGAUUGACUGAAAAACCAUCGAACUCAACGCCAAUUAGCGCGAAAAUUGUAAAAACGCCUAAAAAACUAAAGCAAGCUACUCUUAAUUUCAAUGAUUCGCCGUCAAUGUCGUGUUUUAUGAAAGCUCCUGCUGAGUCAACGCCAAUUAUGAGGAAAUCUGUGAUACUUGAGGAGAGUCGUGUGAAGAAAAUGACUCCACGAAGCAUCAUUCCAACUGUAAAAGAGAAGAAACAAACAGAAGAAGAGGUUCUAAACUCACUUGGAUUGAAAAGUAUUGACGAUUUGUUCCCCGAUGCUGAUGAUUUUCUACUAACGCCCGACGAGAAUCCCAAAUUUGAGCAAAAAUCGAUCCAAAAAUCAACUUUAAAUGUUUCAAAGAAGGAUGAGAAGUCAGUUUUGAGCGAUUUGACGAACAAAUCUGACAAAAAUUUUACAAAAAAUGAAAUUUUUAAAGCAGAUCCUGUGAAAAUUGAGUCUCCAAUUAAGAAAAUUCCCGUUAAAAUUGCUUCAAACAAGAGAUCUGCUGAAAAAAUGAUCCCCGAAGAUGCUGAAGAGAACAAAAGUAAGCGUCAAAAGUUAGAAUUCGUCGAUUUGGACAACAUUUUUGGCGACAGUGACGACGAUUUGUUCGGAGAAACGGUUUGUGAACGUUCAAGUCCUUUAAAAGACAAAGAGAAAUCCUUCAAAGAUGUUCACGAAACACAAAAUUAUGAUGAAAUCGACAGUCAAGGCCCUGAUUCGCCAACUACUAUCCUCGAAAAGAGUCUUUCGAAGCUUAACAAUUCUCUUUCAAUGUUUCUCGCUGACGAAUUAAACGAAAUUCAGAAGGAUGAGGAGUCAAAUCUGGAUGAUACUCAAAUUUUAUCCGCUUCUGUGAUAGAAAAUGCUGAAAAAACGAUCAUUAAUGUAGAAAAAUUUCAUGAAAAGCAAAUUUCGAAAGUUUUCAAGACUCCUCCAAAAGCGGGAACAUCAAAUAUUACCUUGAACGAUACUUCUCCGUCGUUAUUUCGUUGCCGCAUGUCAUCACAAAUCCCGAAUCCAACAAAAAAUGUGUCGAAUUCCGCUCCUAUGUUCAAUAAAACUCACAAAUCUCCCGUUUCAUCGCCUCUUACGCAAGCAAUUAAGCCAAUUAACAAACGAAAUAAACGUCAACGCAAAAUUUUAUCCGAUAGUGAAGAUGAAAAUGAUGAUUUCGAACAAGAAAUUCAAUCAGAGCCUCUUCCAAAAGCCCAAAAGACAUCGAAAAACAACAAAAGUCGUCGAAAAUGUGCCUUUCUCGACACCGAAGCAGGCAUUUCCGAUGACGACAGUGACGAAGAUGACUUUGAUGAGACAGGAUUCUCCGAUUUACACGGAUUUGUAGUUGAUGAGCCUUCAAUAAUGAACGAAACCAACAUGUUUGCGAAGUAUGUUCAAAGUACACGAAGUCCUCAUCGCUUCCAACGACCUCGAGAGUUGAAACCUUUCAUCCCGGAGGAAAUUUAUUCACAAGCUGUGCCUAUUGAAGCAUCACAAUAUGACCUAAACGACUCCUUUGUAACCGAGGAAGAUGUUGAACACUUGCCCGAAGCCACACAAAGCUACGAAAUGUCAGAAUUAGAAAUCGCCGAAGCAAUUUUAGAAGCUGAAAGAAAGGAGAGAAAGAGAAAAAGACGAAAUUAAAGUCAUGAACUCAACCACUAAAAACUUCAAAGCUCAUAAAUAACAAAAUUACAAUAAAUAUUGCACGUCAUUGUGCUUCUCUCGUCGCCAUCUCGUACUGCCAAACCACACUCAAUGAUUUAUUAUGUGCUCAAACACACUGUAAUUAGUCGUCAUAUAAUCUACUGUUCGUUUGUGGAACAACGACGACAUUCUGUGUGUGUGUCAUAAAUAAGAAUUUUGGAAUUAAAAAGCCAUAAAAAUCAAGAAAAACUAAACAAAGACAUAAAUUCCUUUUUUUUCUUCUGUAGGACAUUUAACAACAGGAGGCAACUUUAAUGGCUUUAUUUUUGCGCGCGGAUUUCAAGAGGAUUUACGACCUUUAAAUGCUUCCGGUUACGUUUUAUCGUCAAAAUC
This is a messenger RNA of Culicoides brevitarsis, 4679 nucleotides long. RefSeq names its product Fanconi anemia group M protein (gene Fancm). Gene Ontology annotation, biological process: interstrand cross-link repair; double-strand break repair via synthesis-dependent strand annealing. The coding region runs from base 48 to 4283 and encodes 1411 amino acids. NCBI's taxonomy places the organism in Eukaryota, Metazoa, Arthropoda, Insecta, Diptera, Ceratopogonidae. Gene Ontology annotation, molecular function: four-way junction helicase activity; 3'-5' DNA helicase activity; ATP binding. The record is from RefSeq and is a predicted model, not a curated record. The transcript is spliced from 4 exons.